AUGCUAUUCUCUGUUUAUGCCAAUCUUGGAAGGCUCGUAACACACUUUUGUUGUCAAUAUUGGCCUAUUAUUAUAUCAAAAAUAUUUGGAAAGCAUAAUAAGGAUGAGAAUUUUGAUGUUUUUAAAACCCAGCGUCUUCCUUUAUCAUCAAUUUUAACAUUGCUAAUAUUGCAUCAAUCUAUAGGGUUGGGUAUUUACAGUUUUGGGAUAAAAGAUUGGCCCGUAAUUUCGACUGUAUAUUUUAGCAUUACAACAAUGGCAACUUCUGGUUUUGGCGAUUACCAUCCCGAUACAGACAGUUGGCCUGAGACAAUAAUUGCCGUCCUAUACAUUUCUGUUGGAAUUGUUCUUCUCUCAGCAUUAUUCUUAACAUUGGCACUCUAUUAUCAAACCUUCCUAUAUAUUGAAUUUAAAGGCAUUUUUGUUCAGCUAUAUGAUAAACUUUUGCUUUGGAAACGUUGUAAUAAAAUUGGAGACAAUGGGGCUGUUGAGAAGGGAGAGGCUAAAAAUCUUCAUUAAGAUAGGAAACGCAAGAUUUUUUAUUAGUUUUUUAAACAAAAUGAACUUUAAAAU
Molecule: messenger RNA, 573 nt
Organism: Meloidogyne enterolobii
Lineage: Eukaryota; Metazoa; Nematoda; Chromadorea; Rhabditida; Meloidogynidae
Source: the annotation of a GenBank genome assembly